CCGCCCCCAUGGUGUCCUCUCCCUGUUCCUCUAAGCUUGCUGGAAGCUCAGUGGGUGCGCUUAGCUCACGGUCGUGGCCUAGGCUGGAACCUGGGGAAGAGCACUGGAGUCAGAAUCUGUUUUGAAACUUUUGCGGAGAAGGAGCUUAUCUUCCCCUAAUGAAAGCAGAGCCUCCCUCUUCCAAACAUUGCGGUCCUUUCUGCUUCUCUUGCUCCAGAGGCGCUCACGUCUUUGUGGCCUGGAAAGCUUCUUUGAACCUCCGCCUGGAAGCCAGCGAGAGGGGUUUAAGAUGCCUCCAAAGGAGAUCUGUUAGGCAGAAAGCAUUGAGAUCCACAGUCAUAGACCCAGCUGCAUAAUGUUCCCCCGGUCAUUCAGAAAAACAUAUUUUCCACGGUUUGGUCGCAAUUUUAGGCGAUUCAGCAGGAUUCAAAAGAGUCAAAAGUAGGCGAUAGCCACCGUCAUCAAGUAAACUGGUUGAAAUGGGCAUGAAGAACCAUGAGAUUGUUCCCUGCAGUUUGAUUGCUUCUAUAGCCAGCCUGAAACAUGGUGGCUGUAAUAAAGUUUUAAGAGAAUUAGUGAAACAUAAGCUUAUAGCUUGGGAACGUACCAAAACUGUCCAGGGCUAUCGGUUGACAAAUGCAGGCUAUGAUUACCUAGCUUUGAAAACGCUUUCUUCUCGACAGGUAGUUGAGUCUGUUGGAAACCAGAUGGGUGUUGGCAAAGAGUCAGAUAUUUACAUUGUCGCAAAUGAAGAAGGACGGCAGUUUGCAUUGAAGCUUCAUAGGCUAGGAAGAACCUCCUUUCGAAAUCUGAAAAACAAGCGUGAUUACCAUAAGCACAGGCAUAAUGUUUCUUGGCUUUAUUUAUCUCGUCUCUCUGCUAUGAAGGAAUUUGCCUAUAUGAAGGCAUUAUAUGAAAGGAAAUUUCCAGUUCCAAAGCCAGUUGAUUACAAUCGCCAUGCAGUGAUCAUGGAGCUCAUAAAUGGCUAUCCUCUAUGUCAGAUACAUCAUGUUGAAGACCCUGCAUCAGUGUAUGAUGAAGCUAUGGAACUAAUAGUCAAACUUGGAAAUCAUGGACUGAUUCAUGGAGAUUUCAAUGAAUUCAAUCUCAUAUUGGAUAAAGAUGACCAUAUCACCAUGAUUGAUUUUCCACAAAUGGUUUCCACUUCUCACCCAAACGCUGAAUGGUACUUUGACAGAGAUGUUAAAUGCAUUAGGGAUUUCUUCAUGAAACGUUUUGGCUAUGAGAGUGAGCUGUAUCCAACCUUUAGUGAUAUCAGGAGAGAGGAUUCUCUUGAUGUGGAGGUUUCUGCCAGCGGUUACACAAAGGAAAUGCAGGCAGAUGAUGAGCUUCUAUAUCCAGUGGGUCCAGAUGAUAAAAAAAUAGAAACAGAAGAAGGAUCUGACUUCUCAUUUUCUGAUGAAGAGGCCUCGGAAAAACUAAAGAUUUGGAGGUCUGAAAUGGAAAAUGAGCAGAACCCAGUAGAUGAGUCAGGAGGCAAAUGUGGCAGCUCAUCUGGAGACCUCAAGCAAAUAAAGGAAGACAGUUUGUCAAAGGAGAGUACUGAUGCACCCAGUUUUGAAAUGGCUGAAAUAAAUCAAGCUUUAGGUGACAUAAAAGAGCAGGUUAUUGACAGCAAUUCUGUAUCUGGGUUUUCUGAGGAGGACAGAACUGAAAAUGACACCAAGCAAUAUGGUCAGGCAGGUCAAGGGGGAGCCCCUGCUGGCUCUGAGGAAUAUGAAGAUGAAUGCCCUCAUCUGGUCACCUUGUCAGCGUUGAACAAAGAGUUCAGGCCUUUCAGAGAUGAAGAAAAUAUGAGGAAUAUUAAUCAGCAUAGAUCAAGGACUUUGAGUGUUACAUCUUCAGGCAGUAUCCUUAGCUGUUCAACAAUCCCGCCGGAACUGGUGAAACAGAAGGUGAAACGUCAACUGACAAAACAACAAAGAUCAGCUGUAAGACGCCGACUACAGAAAGGAGAAGCAAAUGUAUUUACCAAGCAAAGGAGGGAGAACAUGCAAAAUAUUAAAUGCAGUUUGGAAGCAGCCAGCUUUUGGGGAGACUAGUUAUAUUUUCUGAUCUUUUAUAUUUCUGAUAUAUAUUUUUAAGUUACUGUAAUUCUAUUUUUUGCCACCUUUGGUCUUUGGACCAAGGCCAGCAUAUAAAUAGAGAAAUAAACCUUCUUUAAUCAUUAAAUUUGACUCAUUAUAUGUCUUCUGAAGGAAACUUCACAGUAAUUCUGCUAGGUAAUCUAGUUCUUUUUUAAGUUCUUCAGUUAACUGCUGAAUUUGCUAAAAUAAUUUGUUUGAAGUAACUUUA
Nannospalax galili (Upper Galilee mountains blind mole rat) is the source of this 2316-nucleotide messenger RNA. RefSeq names its product RIO kinase 2 (gene Riok2). The transcript has 10 exons. Gene Ontology annotation, molecular function: protein serine/threonine kinase activity; ATP binding. The record is from RefSeq and is a predicted model, not a curated record. The coding region runs from base 480 to 2063 and encodes 527 amino acids. Gene Ontology annotation, cellular component: cytosol; preribosome, small subunit precursor; nucleus. Gene Ontology annotation, biological process: maturation of SSU-rRNA; protein phosphorylation. Lineage: Eukaryota; Metazoa; Chordata; Mammalia; Rodentia; Spalacidae.